CAGUUGUCUCCAACCAUCAUGGCCCCAAAAACAAAACAUGCAGAAACUGACGUGACCGACGACUGGGUGCGGAUUACUAGUGAAGACGGGUACACAUUCCUUGUUCGUCGCCCCGUUGCGAAUGCGAGUGGAACAAUGAGCGACAGUCUUGAUACCGAGGGUAACUACGCCGAGGCGCUCGCGCGACACGUCCCUAUCCAGCAACGAGCCGCGAUCGUGGACAAGCUGCUUGACUACAUGCUCUUCAAGGCGCACUACAAGGACCCGGCGGCAAGUGAAGAUGUACCCGUUCAUGAGUUACUCGAACGGAUUACCCCGGAAAUUGUCCUAGAACUACUUUUAGGCGCAGAUUAUCAAAACAUGUAA
This is a messenger RNA of Mycena indigotica, 366 nucleotides long. RefSeq lists its product as uncharacterized. Lineage: Eukaryota; Fungi; Basidiomycota; Agaricomycetes; Agaricales; Mycenaceae. Gene Ontology annotation, biological process: ubiquitin-dependent protein catabolic process. Gene Ontology annotation, molecular function: protein-macromolecule adaptor activity. Gene Ontology annotation, cellular component: elongin complex. The transcript is spliced from 6 exons. The record is from RefSeq and is a predicted model, not a curated record. Bases 19 to 366 code for a protein of 115 amino acids.